GACCGCUGUUCACAUCCCGAGGAAUGUCUUCAUAACGACAAGAACUCGCACUGCAAUCAGAGUCCGUACUCCAGUCGAUGUGAAUGUAAUGCAGGCUUUGUUUACGACAAAUACAAAAGCAUUUGUGCCCCGGAGACCAAGAAUGUGCGGAAGGGCUCGAACCCGGCGCUCAUGAUUCCCACGGCGGCCGGCCUUCUCAUGGCCUGCUUUAGCCUCCUGUGCUGUUGUGCCCUCAUAUGGCAUAACCUCUGCCGUAGACAUGAUAUUAUCAACAGAAACGCAGCCAACGGAGCGUCGAGUGGCGCCAGAAGUCGUCGCACAGGAGGCGAUGCCAGACGUGGAACUGGUGUUAACCGAAGGAAUCAGACAAAUGAGACUCAAGUGUCGGCCCAUUUGCCGCCAUACGAGUCAAUACUGAUUGACAGCAUGAAUAACGAUCCGCCGCCGACUUAUGAGGACGCCAUCAAAGACACCUCACAUCCCACACAACACACCCCACACACGGACACCGCGGAGACCAAGAUCACAUAACAGGUCCCGAGUCUCACGUUUAGAGCAAUUUCAUGUCGGAUUCACCGAAAUAUCGGAUAUUUUUAUAUGUUUUAUAAUUGAAUAUUGAGUUGAUUUAGUCUGUGAUGAAUGCAUUCAAUGCUUUCUUACAAUUUGUUUCUCAUUCGCUGAAGAUUUCGUUUCAAUGCAUUUUCAGUCAAACUGUAUUUAUUCAUCACUUCUCACCGAUUUGUAAAUUUUUUAUAAUGUAUUUAUUAUUAUACGCC
This is a messenger RNA of Oppiella nova, 776 nucleotides long. The record is from the annotation of a GenBank genome assembly. Lineage: Eukaryota; Metazoa; Arthropoda; Arachnida; Sarcoptiformes; Oppiidae.